AUGGCCUCUCCUCUGCCUCCUGAUCCCUAUGCCGCCCUCGGAAUUUCCAAAGACGCGGAUAGAUCGGCUGUCCGCAUUGCACAUCGCAAACUCGCCCUCAAGUAUCACCCCGACCGCAUAAAGAACGAGACACUCCGAGAGAAGCACUUGGAGGAGUUUGACAAGAUCCAGCGAGCCUACGAGCUUCUCAGUGAUCCCGUACGGAGAUCACGCUACGAUGACAGAGUCAGGCUGGCAGAGCUGCGGAAAGAGGCAAUGAUGACAGGCCAGCCACCCAGCACCUUCAGGUCGUCGAGAAGCUACCCCAUAAGGCCGCCUCAGCCCCAGCCUCGACAAGCUCCUCCACCUGUUCGUGAGUUCCGAGAUUAUGAAGAUUUCGUUGAAGGGCCCCGACAACGCAAGAGGGCUCCCGCUCCUCGUCUGUCCAAACCUGCCGAGAACACGAAGAAGGCUCCGCCCAGUGUACCAUCCAUGGCGGCAGCUGCAGCAGCCGCCGCAGUCGAAGCGAGACUUUUCCAGAAUUUGCAAAGCAGCAAAGGUGAGGAGAAGAGGGCGGACAGGGAAAAGCGAGAAAGAAGCGAAAAACUCCGGGCAAGGAGGACUAGCUACUUUACUUUUGGCGAUCUUUCUGAUAGCGACUUGGACUACACUGAGAAUAAGCCUUCGCCCAAGACGAGCUUUCGGUCCAAAUCACCAGGUCAGUACAAGUCAGCCGCAGGAAACCCUCGCCGAUCGACAUCUCGGAUCAAGAAAACUCGUGGCCUUGACGAAGAGAGUCGCAAAGUUCGGUCGGAAAAAGGAUGGGAGGGGGUUCUCAUUGAGAGCCUCGACGCAAACUCUCUAGAUAUCGGACUGAAUCCCUCCAAUACAUACCAAAAUGGAGACGGCAAGUGGGAGGGAUAUUCAAGACGAAGAACCCAGAAAAGUGGCUGCGACAGUGAGAGACAAAUUGCAUACUCACCUCAGACUGAAGACUACUUCACCCCUCCGCCACCGGCUAGGAUCCCGGUCAAUUAUCGGAAGGUCCACGUUGAGGAGGGUGUUCCAUCCGGAGUGAACCGAAAUCGAGAACGGGAUCAAGAUGGUCAGCAUGAAAGAUAUCCUGACAUGCAUCAACCAAAUGUGGUGCCAGCUGGCCUUCAACGCAUCCGCACCGCACCGAUUCCCAAAGCAUCAGAAAGGGCCGCGGCUCCGUCUGUAGAUUCGGACCUGAAGUACGGGAAGAGCCAAACGCAUGCUUCCGGUUACAGGUCAAGUCCACAUACUGCUGAGAGGAGAGAGGAGAGCCCACCUGCUAAACAUAAGUCGCGGCGCACAUCCUCCCACAAUUAUCUAAUCGAAGUCGAUAGGGAUCUCCCAGAAGCCACGCGGUCCAACAAGAUGUACGACGAGUCUGAAAGCUCCUACACUUUCCAGCCUAUUCUCGCGCAGCUUCGCCAGCCGGUUCAGUUGGCAGCAACGACAGUGGCCAAUCAGUCCCCCCACGGACUAAUAAAACCUGGCCGACCGUAG
Messenger RNA from Fonsecaea multimorphosa CBS 102226, 1512 nucleotides. RefSeq lists its product as uncharacterized. The transcript is spliced from 2 exons. NCBI's taxonomy places the organism in Eukaryota, Fungi, Ascomycota, Eurotiomycetes, Chaetothyriales, Herpotrichiellaceae. The record is from RefSeq and is a predicted model, not a curated record. Bases 1 to 1512 code for a protein of 503 amino acids. Gene Ontology annotation, biological process: protein refolding. Gene Ontology annotation, cellular component: cytoplasm.